This is a messenger RNA of Baudoinia panamericana UAMH 10762, 915 nucleotides long. RefSeq lists its product as uncharacterized. The transcript has 2 exons. The record is from RefSeq and is a predicted model, not a curated record. NCBI's taxonomy places the organism in Eukaryota, Fungi, Ascomycota, Dothideomycetes, Mycosphaerellales, Teratosphaeriaceae. The coding region runs from base 1 to 750 and encodes 249 amino acids.
AUGUCCGAGGACUGGAAGCCGUACACCCUACCGCGGGAUCACACCGAAAGCAACCGCCUAGAUGCCGAACAUCGUGGCUACAAGGUCAAUGUCGGCUAUCUACUUCAUCCGCGAAUUCGUGAAGCACUGCCUACAAACGCUCAUCAAUUUCCGAAGGAGCGUGACGGCAAGGUAGAGUACGGCCUACUGAAUGUUCUUAAAGAUGUCCCAGAGCACCACAAGGCCAAGUUUGAUGUUUUCCAUCUACGGCUUCUAAUAUGUGGCUUGAAAACCCGAGACUGGCAGAAAGCCGCCCGCCAUGUCCUUGAUCUGCUGAAGCCAGGAGGCUGGAUACAAUGGCAAGACAGCAACUUCCCGAAUCUAAAAUGUUACAACAACAAGCCAGGCGCUUCCCGAAAAGCGUGUUCUGGUCUUUUGUCUCCCGUUCUGAAAGCCUUAAGCGCACAGGACAAGUUCAUGCCACACUCUAUCACUGGGCUAAUGUCGCUGGUGCAGAACGCUGGCUUCGAAGACUGCGACGAAGAUGUCAGUUCGUCAGACCGAGUUGCGGAGACUAGAGCUACGAACAACGUAUAUCAGCAGGACGCUGUUACGACACUAGGAAAAGUGCUUGCUCAACAGGGAGCGAUGCCGGGCUGGACCAAGGAGCAAGUCGAUGCAGUGACGGCGCGAUGCAUUGAAGAGCUGAGGGAUGCUAAAGUUUACUGGCGAUGGGACUUCCAUAUUGUGACAGGCAAGAAGGGGCCCUAAACGAUCUCUUUGCGACCUGGCCACGCGCAUAUGUUGGCCGUACCUGACUAAGUCAUAGUUAGUAUAUGCCAAAGGUACAAACAUCAACGGUCCGCCCUGCUCUGGCUUUUUGAUCGGUGUAGUCGCCGGACGCAAGGACUGCUGUACAUCUGUCCAGAAAGCGUG